CUAGGAAACGUAAGAAAUGAAGCAGUGUGGCCUCCGUACUUGGCAUUGCUUUGGUGCAAGUCUCGCAGUUUAGGUAUUGUAAACGAGACGCCGUGUAUGAUAAUGCCGCUGCCAAUGCAGGGGAAGCAGGUUCUUUUUCAAAGUGCCGUGGAGCCAAUGCAAGUAGAUGCUCCACCAGAAGAUAAUGACAACAAUGAAGAAGAACCAUAUAUUGUUGAAAAUCCUAGUUUGGACCUAGAAGCAUAUGCAAACAGCUAUGCCGGAUUGGCUCGACUAUACAGACUCAUAUACAUUGCAGAUCACUGCCCUACACUACGGAUAGAAGCUCUCAAGAUGGCUAUAAGUUAUGUUAUGUGCACAUAUAAUGUAUCACUCUACCAACAGUUACAUAAGAAACUACAAGAGGCAGUUGGAAUUUCCAACUUGCCUGAUGUAGCAGGGGGUGGGGGUGGUGGUAGCGGUAGUGGUGUUCAGUCCACGUCACAAGACAUCCCCACCCUUGACUUGCUCUGGGUUGAGUCCAAAUCUAAAAAAGCAGCACUAAAGCUGGAGAAACUGGACACAGAUCUGAAAAACUACAAGUCAAAUUCAAUCAAGGAGAGUAUCCGGCGGGGGCAUGACGACUUGGGAGACCAUUACCUAGACUGUGGUGAUUUAUCGAAUGCUCUCAAAUGUUAUUCACGGGCACGUGACUAUUGUACUAGUGGCAAACAUGUAGUUAACAUGUGCCUUAAUGUCAUCAAGGUCAGUGUAUAUUUGCAGAACUGGUCACAUGUUUUGAGUUAUGUCAGUAAAGCAGAAGCAACUCCAGAUUUCUCUGAGUUACAUGGUAAAGAUAGCAACCAAACGAUCCAAACUCGACUUAAAUGUGCAGCUGGCUUGGCAGAAUUGGCAACCAAGAAAUAUAAAUCAGCAGCAAAGCAUUUUCUGGUAGGAAACUUUGACCACUGUGAUUUUCCAGAGCUGUUAUCACCUAGCAAUGUUGCUAUGUAUGGUGGCCUCUGUGCCCUAGCAACAUUUGACCGCCAUGAACUUCAGAAGAAUGUAAUUUUUAGUAGUUCUUUCAAAUUGUUCCUGGAAUUAGAACCACAGCUCAGGGAUAUUAUAUUUAAAUUCUAUGAAUCCAAAUACGCGUCCUGUCUUAAGCUCCUGGAUGAAAUAAAGGAUAAUCUCUUACUAGACAUGUACAUUGCACCACACGUGAACGCAUUGUACACUCAGAUACGGAAUCGUGCACUCAUCCAGUACUUUAGUCCAUACCUGUCGGCAGAUAUGAGAAAAAUGGCAGCUGCAUUCAAUACUACAGUCCUGGCGCUUGAGGAUGAACUUAUGCAGUUGAUUUUGGAUGGACAGAUCCAAGCUCGCAUUGAUUCACACAACAAGAUACUUUAUGCAAAAGAAGUUGACCAGAGGAGCACAACAUUUGAAAAGUCAUUGGCAGUAGGUAAGGAGUAUCAGCGACGGACACGCAUGCUCAUUCUUAGGGCUGCUAUGCUCAAACACCAAAUUCAUGUCAAGAGUCCUCAGAGAGACAGUGGGCAGGGCGGAGAGAUGUCAGUAGCUCCUGGAAACAGCACCCUUGCUACACCCAGAAAUUGAACAUAGUGUUAACCCACUUUGAGGUUUAGUGGCCUAUAGCUAAGUGAUAAAUUGAAGGGAAUGAGAGGAUUUGUUAUGCGACAGAAUUACAGUCCAAUAAUAAACAGUGGCCCAAAGUGAAAGAGAUUCAGGGUGAAACAGUGAAAUAUUGCUGUAUGUAUUUUGGGCCCAAAAAAUAAUGGCUGGUGAUUUUACAUUAUUAUUAUUAUUAUUAUUAUAGUGAACAUGUCCCAACUUGUGAAGUGUAAGUGAACUACUGUGAUGACCCUUGACAGCAACUUGGAGACUGCAACAUACCUGUGGUGUGCUUGAUAGUCAUCAAAACCCCCAUUAUUUUCAAACUGGAAACGUGUGAUCGAUUGAAGUCAACCGUAUGCAGCUCAGACUUUGCAGUCAAGCUGAGAUAGGUUUUUGUCUGUUAAUUUUACAACAAAUUGUUCUGACCUUAAACAUUGCAGCCCAUUUUAUAGCCUUUGAAAUGAAUCUUAUUCAGUCUUUUUUUUAUUUUCAAACAAUAUUGAAUGUUGUUUACUCGGUUCAUUACCAAAGAGAGGUCUGUUUUAGUAGUUUUAUUAUUCAGUAAAAUGCUGUAGUGUGAAGUAAUGUUUAAAUUCUGGACAGAAUAUUUUAACAUGUUGGUUGAAGUAUUUUAUAAGUUUCAUUUCCCAAGGUAAACCUCACACGCUUACCAACAUAGCGUGCUUCUGUUAACUUUGUCCAACAAGUGAGUGUUGACUCUUAUUUUAUGAGUUUUAGAAAUUGCUGGAAAAGUAUUCUGUACAUUAUAAUAAUUACACCUUUGUGACAUUUCAUUUAAGGUAAGUUAAUGAUACGUUAUUCCAUUAAUUUGGUACAAGUGUUAAAACCUGAAUGUGCUGGAAAUAGUCUUGUUAACAGGCUCUGUAUGUACAGGUUAUAACAGUAACACUAGUGUGUUCCAGCUGCUACAUUGAGCUUGUAAGUACGUACAUUUUGUGAUGUUGCAAGUCCUGCAAAUUCAGGUAAGUAUCGUCUUAGUUACGUGUGUAAUAACACUGUUCAGUCUGAAUAAUCAAACCUGAGAUCAGCCUUUGCACAUGACUGGCAAGAGUGUGCCCAUUACAACACGAACUGGGUCAGAUUGCACAGUAACCGAACCUAUGUCACUAAGUGCUUCACGUAAUUCUUUUCAAUAAAGUUGGUCACACAAGUCCCCCCACCAUUACCAGCUUAUUUGCUUCACUUACCUUUAAUUCUACAUGUUAAAGACACAUUUUUUGUGAUAUGACUAGAUGUACCAAUUGUGAAGUUGGUAUUCUGUCUGCUUACAAAAGAGGCUCUAAAGGCUCUGAUCAGCAUUAGCCAACAGUUAAUUACUUUGCAAUGUAAUAUUACAUUUCUCUUUCAUUGGGUCAGUUACCCAAUAUAAUGGUAGGUAUUUUAUUUUAAUAUUUGUAUAAAUUUGGAAAAGUCUUUUGUGGGAAAACUGACAAAUGUUAGUGACCAUGUUAUUUGUUUGUACUUCUGCAUUUGAUUUUCUUCCCCUAUCAUAGUACACUUUUUUCUGAUUAUGUUUUGUCAUCUGAAUAACAGUAAUUACAGGUAAGCUACCUUUUCUGUGAAAAAAAGAGUGAUGAGUUAACCAAACUUAAGGGAAUUGAACCGAAUAAUAACAAAGCAAGUACUGAUCUCUUACUACUGGUUCUACUAAAAAUACUAACAUGUCUCUUAAGCAGUCACACCUAACCAUCGUCCUAGCCAUGGCUGAGGUUUCCUCCUUCCAUGUCAGAAAUACUAGUUCAAUUUUAUUUUUGGUCCAGGAGGUUUUCAGCUUUACUUAGAGCUUCAUUAUCAAGACUUAAGCAAGUAUCUGGUAGCUAAGAGACAAAGCACAUUGAGCCCAUGUGUAAGUAGCUUCACAUUUUUGUCUGCAUAACUGCUUAUGAGGUGGAAAUACAAAUAGACAAAUUUUAAGUGUUGAUUUGCCUUUCAGACAUUCAGUUAGAGCCAUGAUCCUUCCACUUUACACUAUAUGACAGCGUAAGAAAAUCAUUAAAAAUUAUAUGAAUACGGGCAUUAAGUGAUGUGGUGUCCGUAAAAACCCUGCGUUUCGUUCAGGAGGUACUUUUUUUUGUCCCAGCUGAGAUAAUCUGUUCUGGUCAGUUGUGAUCUGAGUUGUAACACCAUGUGAUUUUGUAGGUGGUUACCAGCGUUUCAAGGGACCAAAUCACCUCCAUCUUCGUAUGGUCCUCUUAAAGAAUAAUUACCUACAAAUCCACAUGGUGUCACAAUCGUCAACAUGUUUCCCGCUGAGACUCCAUCUUUCCUCCUGUCUUCAAUUCCUCCAUCAGUGACUUGAAGUGAAUGUCAGGAUAGUAAUCAAGCAGACUAUAAUGAUGCCCCCCAUUUUUUUAAAAAAAAAACUCACUUUCAAAGAAUACAUGGCAUGUGCAUUUUAUUCAUCAUUAGUAAAUGACAUAAGAAGCAAAUUGAAAUGCUAGUCAGGACAGACAACGUAAGUGCAUUAGCGUUCAUAGAACCGAGACCCUUAUCAUAUGCAGAUUAUGAGCACUUUAUGAUGUUGACAGUUCAUGUUAUGUUGGUAAUUUGAUCAGCUGCAUGGCGAUAUUUCUCAUUAUCUCCAGCGAUACAAAAUUGGGUUAUAGUUCACCUUGUCCCCUCUUAAUUUUGUAUUAGGAUUUCAGUAUAAAGAAUAAAUGCAGACGAGUUGGUUUCUAAAAAGAUAAUGGAACCUCUUAGUGUUGCUUGAAUCUGUAACAGAAUAAUGAAAUAUGAUCAAAAUUCUGAUUACAACACUUCAGAACUGUUCUGUUCAUGAUUUGACCAUAGUUUGAAAUUAGUCUGUAAAAGUUUUAUUUCACAUUUUUUUUAAUUUUACAGUUCCACUUAUUUUAGUGUCAUGUAUGUUCUGAAGAAUAUAAUGGCAUUCUUGAUGUUUUAAAACAGUUUGAUAUGGAAUAGGUAGGGGACUGUUUCUUUGUUAAAGCAACAUGGAUGGAAGAAGAUAAGAUACUGGAGUUUAUUUUAGGCUGCGCAAUGUUUAUUCUUAAUAAAAAUGCUGUCUGCCCAGUUCAGUAUUUAUAUGAACAAUAUACUCAUUGUUUGAAUAUUAUAGUUAUUUAUCAACCUUAUAAUUUCAAACUGUUGUGUACGUAAAUGCUUUUCCCAUUUUGUAAGCCGUACAAGCAAUGAAAAUAGAUGAGUUCGUUCUGGUAAAUCAUUUCACAAUGACCUCAUUUAUUAUUUACCCUUGAGAGCUUUCUCUAAAUUGUGACAUUCUAGUAAUGGAAAUACUGAAAUGUUGAUAUUUUAAGAAACAAACUACAUAGGAGAAUUUUAUUUUGUUGUAAUUUCUGACAUGUACGAUAUUUAAAAAUUAUCCUUUA
Messenger RNA from Zootermopsis nevadensis, 4985 nucleotides. RefSeq names its product COP9 signalosome subunit 1b (gene CSN1b). Lineage: Eukaryota; Metazoa; Arthropoda; Insecta; Blattodea; Termopsidae. Gene Ontology annotation, cellular component: COP9 signalosome. The record is from RefSeq and is a predicted model, not a curated record.